Molecule: messenger RNA, 13053 nt
Organism: Colletes gigas
Lineage: Eukaryota; Metazoa; Arthropoda; Insecta; Hymenoptera; Colletidae
Product: octopamine receptor beta-2R-like
Exons: 5
Coding region: 1240-2550 (436 amino acids)
Biological process (GO): adenylate cyclase-activating adrenergic receptor signaling pathway
Cellular component (GO): membrane
Molecular function (GO): octopamine receptor activity
Source: RefSeq, a predicted model, not a curated record
ACGCUGCGAGCUUUGUCGAUCGACCGUCCGCGGUUAGGCUCGUCACGUUCUGUCGCUCGAACUUCUCCAACCCCAACAAACGAAAGACAGACCCUUUGGAGGCAAAGUUCCAUCGAGGGGGGAUCGUGGAACCAGUGUGUGUCGCGUGUUUCCUGGAUCCUAUCCACCUGACAGACUCCGAAGCAACCCCUAAAACUGACCAGGACCUUGUUACACUAUCCAACACCACGUUAGCCUAAGAAGCACAUCUCUUGGAGGCAAAGUAUCGUCGAUAGGGGAUUGAAACCAGUGUGUGUCGCAUGUUUCGCGUGUUUCCUGGGUCCCGUCCACCUGGCAGACCGUAGGACAGCCUCUAAACACUGAUCAGGACCUGGCCAGGUCAUCCAGGACGAGUGCAAUAACCCUCAUUGUCGGCUUAGCCUGAGAGGUACACCUUUUGGAGGCAAAGGUUCGUCGAUCGGGGAUUGGAAUCAGUGUGUGUCGCAUGGUUCAUGUGUUUCCUGGGUCCCGUCCACCUGGCAGACCCUAGGAUAUCCUCCGAACUCUGAUCAGGACCUGUCCAUGCUGUUCAGGACGCGUGGAGCAGCGGAGGAACAGGUGUUUCCAUCGAAAGGCAGACGUCGGGGAACCAUGGAGCUAUUCAGGGAGUGACUCCAGUGUCGUCGGUGUGUUUUUGGCGGGAAAAGUGCUGGAAGGGUGAAAUGAGACGUCCAGUGUCCUCGGUGGUAGCCGUCGAUACGUGUCGCGACGCGCUGACUCGGGGUUCGUGAGCAGUGGUAGUUUGUGAGAGGCAGUUGCUAGCCAGAGAAAACGAGUGUCCCGUGAAAAGUGUGUGGGAAAACUACGUUUUUUCUUGGGAUUCGAGGCUAGGAUUUGCAGGGUGUUCGCGAAGGCCACAUGUGUUUCAACCAUCCAACAAGAGAAGCCAAGGUCACCGUCGAGACUACCAGGCUGAGCACGUAGAGGAGGACCGUCCAGGAGUCUCUCGAGCCGUCCGGGAUCGUCCCUGAAACGGGCAGAGCGUCUCUGUCGCGUCCCGUUAUCGGAGAUUACGCUGGCAAUCGUCCCGGGGUGCGGGAAACUUGGCAAGAGGCAACGCCCUUUCCGCGACGAAGAUGAAGGCCAACCUGGUACGUCGGCUCGUCGGCACGUCCGUGACCUAAGGCCGCCCGUCGUGUCUCUUCCGGCCGAAGAAGAGGAACAAGGCCAAGGGAAACACGGUACAAACGGAGACUGAGCAUGACGACGAUCGCUACGACCUCCGAGCCGACGGAGGUGUCGCCGGUGGACGUGACGACCCUGCUGAACGCCAUAUCGACCGAGGAGGGUCAGUUCGCCAACAGCACCUACCCGAACGAGCCUAAGUGGUCCGUGCCGGCCACAAUCGCGAAAGGCUGCCUCCUCGGUUCCAUAAUCCUGACCGCCGUGUUCGGUAACCUCCUGGUGAUGGUGUCCGUGAUGCGGCACAGGAAGCUGCGCAUCAUCACAAACUACUUCGUGGUCUCGUUGGCCCUGGCCGACAUGCUGGUGGCGAUGUUCGCGAUGACGUUCAACGCGAGCGUACAGAUAACCGGGAGGUGGCUGUUCGGUUACUUCAUGUGCGACGUGUGGAACUCGCUGGACGUUUAUUUCAGCACCAGCUCCAUCCUCCACCUGAUGUGCAUCUCGGUGGACAGGUACUGGGCGAUCGUCAAGCCCCUAAAGUAUCCAAUCAUCAUGACGAAACGUAUCGCCGCGUACAUGCUGCUCGCCUGUUGGGUGAUGCCGGCCUUCAUCUCGUUCGUGCCCAUAUUCAUGGGCUGGUACACCACCGCCGAGAACAGCAUGCACAGGCGCAAGCAUCCCGAGCUCUGCGAGUUCAAGGUGAACAAGAUCUACGUGAUAUUCUCGUCGAGCAUCUCGUUCUGGAUACCCUGCACGAUCAUGACGCUCACGUACUUCGCGGUGUUCAAGGAGGCCAACAGGCAGGAGAAGCAGAUGCACAGCAGAAUGGGUAACGUGAUGUUGCUUAGCCACAGGCCCAGCAAGGAUCUGAACAAUCUGAACGGUGAGCUGAACAGUGCCGGGUCGUCCAAGACAUUAACGUUGAACGAGAUCAGCACCGAUCAUCUGCACACGCCCACCAAGGACAAGAACAUCAUGAAGAUGAAGAGGGAGCACAAAGCUGCCAGGACGUUGGGCAUCAUCAUGGGUACCUUCAUACUGUGCUGGUUGCCGUUCUUCUUGUGGUACGUCAUCACGACUCUGUGCGGCGACAGCUGCCCGUGCCCCGAUAUCGUGAUAGCGCUCCUUUUCUGGAUCGGAUACACGAACUCGGCGCUGAACCCGCUGAUCUACGCGUACUUCAACCGCGACUUCCGAGAAGCCUUUAAGAAUACGCUGCAGUGUGCUUUCUGCUCGCUCUGCAGACGAGAGCCGUCCGACCUCGAGGCGCUCGAUUUCCGUCGGCCGUCCCUAAGGUACGACGACCGCACUAAGAGUAUAUACUCGGAGACGUACGUCAAGCACAUCGACCGACGAAGAUCGAGCGAGUUUGGUAGCAGUCUCUGAGAAGACAACAACUUUAUACGUUAACUGCAAUCGCAACAAGAUACGAAUAAUACGUACACACCCACCUAUACAUCCGUAUCAUCAUCCACACACGCAAUAAACCGACGUUAACGCGUCGGACGAAUACGUACGCGUAGCUCGCAUCGAGAGAUUCUUCGUCAUAUUGCCAAAAAAAAAAACAACAAAAAACAGAAGAAGCAAAAAUCCGAAUCUCAACGAGUAUUCGCAUUUUGAACAUUCUGAAUGGCCUCGUGUAUUUUCGGUUUCAGCGGCUGCCGUCCCGAAGCUUCAAACUAAGCCUUCAAGUCCCGAUCACGCGUGAGAAUAUCGACGACCGACGGAAUAUCGAGAAAUAGAUUUUCCGAGACGGUGUUGUACAUUGUGCAUCAUCGGUAGGGACCAUCGAAAAUAUAUUAUUUAAUAUCACGCCGGUCGGGAAUCGAAAGUACGAAUCAGGCUUAACCAUCCACCAUUUUGAACUCCAGAAGUCGUCCGAUUGGCUUCAUUUUCAUUCCAAAUUGUAGAUAUCAACAAAAAUAACAAAAAAGUCUUAUAUAUUUUUGGCGUAGUAUGGAUAGUUUAGCCAAAAUAUUAAGUUUCUUGCCGCGAAGUGCCUUUGUCAAGCACGUACCCAUUCAAGGGAGCACUUCGGGACAAGAAAUUUAAUAUUCUGAGCGAACUAUCCAUCCUGGAACAAAAAUAUACAAGACUUUUCCUUUCGUUUUUUCGAGAUCUACAAUUUGGAUCGAAGAUAAAACAAAUCCAUCUUCAAAUUUUAACGUUUAACGCCGUUUUGCGUAAAACUGGCUGAUUCUAAACUCUAGAAUCUGUUUCGAAUCUUCCUUUUAAAACCAGUCCCACUUCACUUUCGAGGCUCCCUAAAGUUUGACAAAAUGUCGAGAUCUCAGAAGACUGCUGGAGAAAUCGAAACUGCAGGGGGCCAGGGAGCACAAGGGCACGCGAGAAUCGUGUGACGUCGCCAAACCGUCACCAAAGAUGCACACUCGGGGCAGGUACACACGCAUACAACGCAUAGAUCACGUCACAUUGCCAAAGAUAGUAUUUUUAAGAGAAGCUUCCGUGACAAGAGAGAGAGAGCGAGAAAGAGAAAGAGAAAGAGAAAGAGAAAAAGAGAGGACGCGUUCCACGCCGGGAUCGACCGAUCUACGGAGAGACGAGGAAGAAGGACAACGCGCGCCAUGUCGUCGACCAGGUCAGAUCAACCAAGUCAGACCAAGUCGUCGGUAUUCUUCGUCGUCCUUUCGACGCUUCGAUAAAUGUCCGAUUGGGUGGCCAAGUUCAUUAGCUCGACGUUCCCCCCUCCCCCCUGCUCGACGUUGCUUCCGCUUCCAUUUUCCAGCGCGAGCAAAAUUGGCAGUUCCAGCGUUGGGCUCUGAGCUGAAUCCCAGAGGCGAGCGCAGAGCCACACGGCGGCCAUUUUUUUAUGGCCAGAUGUCGCUCCGGUAGCUGCCAUUGCCCCCCAAGUUGGGCCACGGUCCUUGACCGACAGUCUGUCAGCGCCGUACUCGAGAAAGAUGGCGCGUAGAAUUGUUGAUAUCGUUGUUGCUGUUUAAUUAAACAUUAUUUAUUGCCGGCGAGAACAUCCCGAACGCGUUAGCAUAUUUCGUUUCAAUGCUGCUGGUCUCAGCGGAGCCCGAACACUUCCAAUUCGAGACACGCUACGUACGAAACCAAAGAGGUCGUUAUUGUUAUCCAGUUGUUGUUUAAUCAUUAUUAUUUAUUAUCACCAGGUUAUUUAUUCUACGGUUAAGCUUUGGAGAGAGAUUCGAGUAUUGUUGGUCGUUGGAGGUCGGAGUUUUGUUAAGUUUGAACGGACCGCGUUUUGGAUCGAGAGCACCGCAUGACUACGAGACACGAGCGUCGGUCGUGUUUCGCGAAACGUUUUACAGCGUCUGUUGUUCCUUCCUUUUUUUUUUUUCUCAAAGAGUAUAUAUUCAUUACUUGAAAGGGUUUGAACGGAUAUAGUACGUUGUCAAGUUUGCUCUCUAAUCGUUUGUUUAAUCGUAUUCAGCGCCCCUUCGAGCUAGGAUCGGAAUCGAGUGGAUGCGAUAACUUCGAUUUUCGAAGAAACCAUGUCCUCCAAAUCAUCCUUUCUUUUCAGAGAGGGCGACAGAACCUAACCUCGGGACUCAACAUUUCCAACGAGUUGUGAAUAUUUUUAAACGAUUUAUUUUGCUCAUUUACAUACUUAUUGUUAGGACACUAUCUUGUAAGCAACCAGGUGAAAUAACGUUUUCGAAACACCUCAACGUGCCGGACAAAUAUUAACGUAAUGGAUCAACGAUAGGUUGAUGAAUGGAAGAAUUGUGAUCCAUCUUCUAAUUUCCAGCGAACACGAAUUUCCUUUUGUUUUUUCCCCCCCCUCUGGGAGUAUUGAUUCGCGGUUUCAGGAAGCUCUGUACUCCAGGCUGAGCUCUAGUCGUGCACAAAAAUCAAUAACAGUGGAAUCUCUUUAAUCACAUCUUGCUGUAUUAUUUAUCUCGCACACUAAAAAAUCAGUAUUACUAUAUUUACUGAACGUGUAAAGCUAUAUAUAUAUAUAUCGCUUAAAAUUCUAUAAAUUUAGUAAAAUACAUAAAUUGCAACUGUUCGUUUUACCAGGGUACCGAUAUUAAAGUUUUAUCCCACGUUAUCGAACAUAUUUGUCAUUUUUGGAGCUGGUGACAAUACAGUCUGUGCGUUGAACGCCCAAGGGGCGUUUGGAUCGCGUGUAUAAUGAUAGCAACCGUACUGUUCCCGCACACCACGCACUGCACGCGUGCAAUUUCAUCGCGUACAGUUCGAUUCGUCCGCGUUCGAUCGAGGUGUUUCGAAAAAUAGGAACAAAUUUCACAAAAGUCCAUUUGCUCACCGUCAUCGUCGCCUGGCAGGCAUUAAUCGACAGAAACGCCAUCGGUUGGCUGUUGCAAGAAAGAGCUUUUUACGGAAUAAAAUUUUUGCCAGCGCAAAGCAACAGUUGUCGGGUCGAAGUUGCCCGACCGUAUGAAAAAGACAAGCAAGAAAAAGCCGAUGUAACGACGCCGGUUCGUUAGCGGCUCGUUAGAUAAAGUUGAUUCGCCUGCCACGUUGUAAUUUAUUCGUCAAAUGUAUUGCGUACUUUAGCCGUUAAUUAAUUUUAAUCCGCCGUUCGAAAUGUGUUUCGUUUACGUUAUAUUCGAUUAAUGUCAACCGUGCCAAUCUUCGUACGUUUAGUUUGAUCGUUAGAAUUUUAUUUAUGACGUUGUUACGUUUUCUCUCAUUUUAUUUUUUAUUCCUGUGCGAUUCACCGUUUCUCUGUGAUAGGAGUCGUGUAUUAAAAAGAAAAAAAAAAAAGAAAAAUGGAAAAAAAGAUAUCACUUGUAUACGUGUAAAUAGUUUGUAAAUAAAUACAUCGCUCCACGUGGUGGUCAGUUGCAAUAACCGUUAGUUGAUUACGGCGUUUCUUCCGUGAACGACCUAUUAGCUCGUAAACAAAUUGUAGCCGUGCGUAUUAACAAUCAGAUGUACCGAGUGUAGAAUAAAUGGGCGACAGACGACAAUUGUGUGGAACGAGAAAAAUUGCGCACUACGAUUCCGCGGGUUCGGUCGCGUCAUUUUAUUAUCGAAACGUUGUCCUUUUUUUUAUCGCCAUACGCUCAUCACCGAUGAAACACGAACAUAUUUUAAAUGUAAGAUCAGUGUUUUUAUUUCUGUCAGUGAUUUUCAUACGAGUUUGAACAUUAUUUUUUACAACGGCUAGGCGUGUAUUUAUUCGUUUUCAUUGAAAGUAUGCGUAGCACGUAGAUCAGAAGAAUCGAGAACAAAAGAGUGCUAAAGAAUCGAAGGAGCAAGAAAAUUAAAAAGAAUUUUGUUACGAUCAAUUCUCGUCGAUACUUCGCAAGUAUCCUGUAUCGUUUGUAAUAAUUAUGAACACUGGAAAUAUUCGUCGUCGUACGUGCUUUCUAUUAUUUCGUUCGUUUCGUGCGUUCAAUCUACGAACUAAAUGUUUUCGCAUAGAUUUACGAUCGCGUGUGAAAUCGUAUUCCGAUUCGAGUUCUCAUGAGGAAAAUGUGUCGUUCGAAGUACAUUCCGGAAACCUUCGUUUCGUGUUCGUUUCAUUUUUUGUAUCGAAUUCGCAGAAAAAAAUAAAAUUUCAAUACACUUCGGUGACGAAAGUCGGUAACCUUAUUCUUCUUUUCAGUAAUAUUUCGAUGAGUCGUUAAGAUACAGAAGGUUCGCUGUAGGGAGGUUAUUCUUCGUAAAAAAGUGCUUCAAAAAUGUGGGGUAACAUUUUUUUGUGGGACGCUUGGUUAGCGAGAAAAUCGAGCUUGAAAGUUUUUGGGGCGCGACCAGAUUCGCGUGCUCCACGGAUCUUCGAGCUCAAUUUUCUCGAGAACGAAGUCUCGUACGAAAAUAUUGUACUAUAUAUUAUCGAUGCACUUUUUCACGAACAAUCGAUCACUGCCCACCGAUACUAUAAUUUGCGGAUCACCCUGCAGAUAUUUACAAGAUCCAUAUGAAAAGUACAAUACUGGACAUUUUAAAUCAACUUAAGAAUCAUACUUCUUGUAAACACUGAGAGAAACAAAUAUUCCUCUUGAAAAUACCUUAACAAAUUUCUGUUAAUGUUGAAAAUUAAUGAACGUAAUUAGAAGUGUCAUCAAUUCUGUGUUUGUUAGUUAUUAAUUGCUAUUGAAAAGUAGGGGACAGUAACUUCCGACGAAACAUAUAAAAAUAUUUAUAUUUUUGGAUAUUUUUAUAGAAUACGUCUUCCUUUAUCUUGUUCGAGUAUUGUAGAAUUGUUGUGUUUGGUGACGUUUUUUUAACGCGUAUCAACGAGACGGAUGACGAAUAAAAUAUUUGACGGAAUUUCGAUGUAUAUCGCGAUUUACACAAGUACGUCCGCGCUGGCUAAACGAUCAAGUUCACUGGCCGGGCUCGUAAAUGAACCCAUGGCGAGCCUUUUACGAGCUCUUUACGACUGCACAUUCAUACCGGUUGCUGCAUAAAAUAGCUCGCUGCAAGCAACACAGCAUUUCACACGAUCAUUAAUCGACUGUCGAAUAAAAAAAAAAAAAUUCACUCAGGGUGCUUGCUGAGAGCACCCUUCAAUCCUGAAUUAACGAGCGCCGGGUAUAUCGACAUUUCAGACAUUUUUCACCGUCGGAAAUAAAACCGGUUUCUGGAAGAAACUAAACGCUCGGGACUUUAUUUAUUCAUUAAUGGAAAUAUUAUACCACAUUUGAUCGAUGAGAACGUAUCGAGUACCAAAAAAAAAGUUUUAUAAAAAAUUUACAAGUUUCCGACUUUAAAAAAUGAUCCCACUAACACACUUCGAUUUGAAUUUCAUUUGAAAUUGGCGCGCGUAAUGUUCGCUAAGUUGAUUAUCGGGAAAAUCAAAGAUUACACGAGGAAAAUAGGCGUAGUACCAUAAACGUCGUGUGUAUCCGUAAAGAAUAUUUGUACUGACGUAAAGUAACAUGCUGGGCAGCACAAUCAAAUGAUAACAAGUUUGUAGAAACAGUAUUAUCGGUAGAAAACGUUCGAGUACCCGUACGUGUAUGCAAAGCUUAUUCAAAAUAUCUGUUGCUUUAAAUAAUUUCGCUGGUUAAAAUAUUUAUUGUUUCAAAUAGAUCGUUAUUUUCAAAUAACGUCGCGAAAAAUAAAAGACUGAAAUGUUAUUUUGAAUAGUCAUCUCCUAUUUUCGUUUCAAAUGAAAGGAUAAAAAUGAAAGGAAUUAUAUUUGUAAAUUUCGAAGAUUAUUAAACAAUAAAGACAGCGAAGAGCUAUUCUUAUGCUACAGCGUGGAGCUCAGACGUUUCAAUGUGGAAGAAACUUUGACUCCGCCCUUGGUAACGCCCUCUGCAAUUUAUUGGGCGGUGUACCUCGUGGACACGCAACGGGGGCGUGUCAUGUCGUCAUCAGAUGUCGCGCUACUGGCUGUAGCCCAACCCACGUGUGGAGUCGACCAGUAGCCCAGCCUCUCAGGACUAUGCGCUCGAGCUCCACACUGUACAUAAUAAGUUGCACUCGGUAGAGCGUUUUGGCGACAAAAUAUGAAACAUAAGGCGACUCAUUCCCUUCAUAUUUUCACCUGCAAACAGUUUCCCUUUCGAGAUAAGUUUAAUACUAAAUUACCAUACAAUUCAUUUAAAUUAUAACGGAAUUGAAUAAUUACUUGUUACUUUAACCUCCCAUUGCAUGAUCGGUCUGGUACAAUAAACAGAAUCCUUGCAAGGUUUGCCAAGGUAACAGGCACGUAUCGCUUACUUUUAGUAUUAAUUGAUAGACCCACGAAUAACCGAAAAAUAAUUUUAUAAUUUUGUAAGAAUAACAUUCGUGCGAUAGUGGGUCGAAGGAAACAUAUCCCCCCCGCGCGAAAAUGGUGGUUCGAUGAUCGUUGAUCGAGCAAAGGUCGAGCAAUAUUCAUCGUGAACGAGAAAAACAAAAACCGCGAGGGGUUGAUUUUGUUGAACGAAUCACGAUUGAACGGAUCGGUAAACGCGACAGGCCCCCAAUACGGAUAAUUGUCUUGGCUAAUUGAAGCCAUCAGGCUGAUGUAGACCGACGAGGCGGCAACAGGCUGGUGCGGGCGAAAUUCAAGACUCGAACGAGUAAAAAGUGUGCUUCAAUUCCUCGGAAACUUGACGCCGCUACGUUGCGUAAAGUGUGAAUUAAUAUCUUGAUAGGGUAAAUUGACGGAGGCGUGGAUUAAUUUCGAUGUCAUCGCUGCCGUCGUCGCGCAGCGUCGUCGAACAGUUUUUCUUUCCGGUUUCAAAGUCGAGCACACUUUAUUCGCGAACAACGAACAAAAAAAUGUUCGUUGGAAUCUGUUAAUUUGAUAUUUUUUUUUUUUAAACGACAUCCAAGCGGGCAAAAGUUAUAAUAAUUCGAGAACGAAUCUAAAACUGUUGUUUUCGUUGUUCGUGAAUAAAAUUUGCCCGACUAUGCUGGCAAACGAGGCGUGUAACUAGCCGCGCGAUGGCGCUGAUUGAAGGGGUUGCAGUGGAAAGAAGGUAACUCGAAGAAACUGAUUUUUUACCGAGUCGAAUUCAAUUUUACCGCUUGAAACGAUACAGUAUUAUCAUUAUUAAUGAUUACGCUAGUUAGAUAUAAUUGUUAUACAGAUAUUAACAUUUGAUAAAUAAAUAUUCUUUGAAAGUGAAGUUCAACGACCAAAGAUUUUGGCGAACGAAACGAGACGUUUUGCGAUUGGAUAAUUAAUUAUACGUUGAUUUUUCUUUGAAAAAUAAAUUUCUAUUAUUAGUUCCAUCGCUAAUAACAAAUUUAAUCAAAGAGAUUCUUGUCAACGGUUUGGUAGAAUAGAAUGAAAAUUUUUAAAAGACUGAUAACCUAGAAAUAUUGUUUUAUUCGUUUCUUAAACGAGUAGCUUUGAAUUACCAAUUGUAAAAUUGAUGAAAAAUUAUCGUGACUCAGUAAUGCCAGUUACCAUUUUCCUCUGCAAGAUCAUCAAUUCUCGAACCCUUUUUCUCGUACGCGUUGAGUCUCAGUGAUUCAGUAUGACGAGCAAGCAAUAAUACGAUAAUAUGUGUGAUAAAUAAAUAAGCUGUCUCGAGUCCUCGCGAAGUUAUUGUUCAUAAUCGUUUGUUUAUAAUGCUAAGAGCGAGAGGAACCAUAGACCACUACCAAACACGCAGACUUUUCAAAAUGUCGUCCGCGGGGGCAGUUCGACGAAGUGAUAUUCUCGAGCUGUUUUCGCGAUCGAAGACAUCUCAAAGACUAACGUACUUUUUAGCGUAGGUAUUUUAAAUGUGCCGCAAUAAUACAUUUCACGAGGAUGAGAAAUCACGAAACGAUACGGUGUUCGAAAGUUUGUAAACGAAAUGAGAACAUUUGAACGGAUGUAUUACACGUCGAGAAGAAUAAAACGUGAUCGAAAUCAAAUAUUUAUAUACUCUAAAUAAAUAACAAUCGAUGAAUUUGAUAAAUCAACAUCUAUUAAUAAUUAAAUUGAUCAAAAUUCAUUAGAAACGUAUAUUGUUUUCUUUUUAUUUAAUUUUUAGAACCAUAUACCGUGUACCAUUGAGAAUUAUUCUUUUCGAUGUGCGAUAUUGUUAACAAUGGCUGCAAAACACAGAAGUUCACGAACGGUCGAAAUCAACAAUGUAAAAAAGUUCCUCUGAAUCAAAAAAAAAAACACUAGAUGAUAAUGAGACGUUUUCCACUUUUACAAACAACAAAAAUGAAAAACACAAGAAUUCAGAAAUGUACAGUACUGAUUAAACGUGAUCAAAAUUGGAAAAUAUUGAUUUUCUUGAGAUACUCGAUCGGUUAUUCUAUAGAAAUAAUCAUUAAAAAUUGUAAAUGUAACUGAGAUCAUAUACAUUUUUCAAAAAUAAAAAUGUUUCCGUCCUCUACUUGCAAAACCCGUGUUUCCGACAAAAUCAACAUUUUUAAUGUUCAGGGAGAAAUUGUGAUCACUAGAACGAGUAUAUUUAGAUGUAAUUGGUAUGAAAAGCAAUUUGUUUUUAGUGAUAUUAAAAAGUAAAAUGGUGUAACAAACAAAAAAAACAAAGGUACUAUAGGUGUUUCCUUUCAGGACACAAGUCAAAAUUAUUUAAACAAAGAAUAGCUUUUUAUAUAUAAGUGAGUAAUAUUAAAUCCUCUUUUCAUCAUCCUUAAUCUCUUUAGGGAUAUACACAUGGUCAUUUAGUUAUUCAUUUAUUUAAAACAUUAUAAUAUGGAAAUAAAUAAAUGAUAAACAUUACAAUUCAACAUAAGUUUACGUUUCUUUUUAAAGAGUUAAUCUAUGCAUUGGAAAUACGUUAUAGGCAUCAUGGAAGACAUACUGCGCAUGCGCAUAUCGGUAGAAGAAAACCGUGGACGUGGACCCCGAUUCUGGGCGCGCAAUUCAAAUCGACGUUUCCUCAACAAAUCAAUUUUACGAAAAUAUGGACUCCAGGAUAAAAAAUAUAAUAUUCACAAUAACGUAGUAUACUUUUUUCAUGAAAUUGGAAAAGCAAAUCCAAUAUGAAUCUUUCCAAUGUUUCUAAUCUACUAAUUUCGUCAUCCUGCGAAUAGUGGAUGAUUAAACGACGGAAGUCUCUUUCGUUGGACCGGUAUAUUUAUUUAAGUACACUCGGUGUGACAAAGAAAUUCAAACAAGAACGCAAAGGCUGAUGAAAUGAUACGAUUCGGUUGUUAAAGUGAUACAGCGAGGUUUUCUUCGUCGAGGACAUCCGGGGCGAAGGAAAAAAUUCUUUAAAAGGGAGACCAUCGCCCUCGUAAAAAUGAAGCCGCGGUCUUAUUUAGCGCUGCGGAAGUACAAUACCUUUUUGUUCGUGAUAUUACCCGUUAAAAUCCUACGCGGACGAUUGUCCGCGCAAAAAGAAAACGUCCCCGUUCGAGGGAAAAGAAGAAACGUUGGAAAGUGAAAACUCGCGGACAAUGGGGGGAAUUGUUUGUUUCGAUGGUUCAGCAGAAUGUCUAGGAAAACGCCCUUUUGUCGUAGAAUUAAUGGACAGUUUAAAGCAGCCCACCUCCGUUCACGAUUGUACAUUAAUUUCAUCUGACACCAGUACGUUAAUGUAAAUUAUUGGACACAGAGAUUAGAGAAAAUUUUUCAUCUUUAAUGAUAUAAUUAUUAUGAUUAUAGUCUUUUUACGUUUCCUUUGGAACCAUCAAUGUAAGCAUAUUAACAAUCGAGGAAAUGCUAAUGUAUGACAGUAUUACCCGGCUAUAUGAAAUUUUUUUUACCCGGAUAAGUGAAACAAUUCCUACCCAAAUUUGAUCAUAACAAUCGAGGAAAUGCAGAUGUUAAUGCAUUACAGUAUUACCCGGCUAUAUGAAAUUUUUUUUACCCGGAUAAGUGAAACAAUUCCUACCCGGAUUUCAAAUUUUCCAUCCUAAUAUAUGAAAUGCUUUUUAACUGUACAUACGAAACAAUUUCUAUUCGGAUACGUGAACCUGACCCGGAUAUGUGAAAACAAGCAGACGCGAUUCUGUUUCUUAUAACCGGGUGAUACCGAAUUCUGCAUCUGCAGCGGAGAAUAAAAUGUGUCACGAAUUAUUAAAUGUCCUAAAGAGAUUCGGGAAGAGGAAAUAUGUUUUAUUUAGUAUCGAACAAGAAUAUUUAGCGUGGUUUGUUGGUGAAAAGUGAGAAAAAAAUUCUCGUAACGAAGCAAUUCGUUUCUCGAAGAUCGUGGCGUCUGUGUUUUGCAGUUUGAAAAUGGCGAACGGAAAAAGAAAAUCGACGAACCGUGCGUAAUGCAUACUAUAGACAAUCAAAAACGCGUCACGAGUUCAUCAGCGACGCGCGAAUCAUUAAUCGCGGAAUUUCGCCUGCAUCAUCGUUCGAUUUCGCGCCGCACGACAACGUGCUACGUCAAUGAUAACGAUAAUAACGAUAACUGUAAUUAUAACGGUAACAAUAAUAAUCGUAACGAUCGGUGCAUAUUACGCAAUAAACGAGGACUAAUCGAAGUUAAGGAAACAAAGAUAAUGAAUGUCUUGUAAAUAGUAAGUGUAUAAAUUGUCAUUGUAUAGCGGUCACGAAUAUUGUAG